This is a messenger RNA of Electrophorus electricus (electric eel), 759 nucleotides long. RefSeq names its product nuclear cap binding protein subunit 2 (gene ncbp2). Gene Ontology annotation, molecular function: RNA cap binding. Gene Ontology annotation, cellular component: nuclear cap binding complex. Gene Ontology annotation, biological process: mRNA cis splicing, via spliceosome. The record is from RefSeq and is a predicted model, not a curated record. NCBI's taxonomy places the organism in Eukaryota, Metazoa, Chordata, Actinopteri, Gymnotiformes, Gymnotidae.
UUAAACGAAGAAGGCGGCACGAACACGUGGUCGCUGCUGGCUAGCACGCUGGUGUCCUGACUCGUAACCAUGUCGGUCAAACUAAACGCCCUGUUUAGUGACUCCUACAUCGACAUAAGUCAGUACAGAGACCAGCACUUUAAGGGCAACCGACAUGACCAAGAAAAACUGCUAAAACAGAGCUGCACCCUGUACGUCGGCAACCUCUCCUUCUACACCACGGAGGAGCAGGUGUACGACCUGUUCUCCAAGAGCGGCGACGUGAAGAGGAUCGUCAUUGGCCUCGACAAGAUCAAGAAGACGGCGUGCGGCUUUUGUUUCGUGGAGUAUUACACACGAACAGAUGCGGAGAACGCAAUGAGAUUCAUCAACGGGACCAGAUUAGACGACAGAAUCAUCAGAACAGACUGGGACGCUGGCUUUAAAGAGGGAAGACAGUAUGGUCGUGGGAAAUCUGGAGGGCAGGUCAGAGAUGAAUACAGACAAGACUACGACCCUGCGAGGGGUGGAUAUGGGAAACUGGCUCAGCUACAGAGGACUUCAGAUGUGCAACACAAAUUUUAGUGAUGGGAAUCAGAAUUCUAUGGACUUUUUUUUUUUUUUUAAGCCAAUGUACAUAUUCCAGUAAAUUCUUGAGUUCUAGCACAUACAUAAGUUUGUAGGAAUUAUAUACAGAUCUGCAUUUUGAGUCUGAGUGAAGGUUUAGUCUAUUCUGAAUUUACAUGUGUUUUUUUAAAUAAACAAUCAAGGUGACUUGCA